This is a messenger RNA of Nelumbo nucifera (sacred lotus), 850 nucleotides long. It is a transcript of the gene PLAT1, whose product is annotated as Lipase/lipooxygenase, PLAT/LH2 family protein. Gene Ontology annotation, molecular function: protein binding. The record is from RefSeq and is a predicted model, not a curated record. Lineage: Eukaryota; Viridiplantae; Streptophyta; Magnoliopsida; Proteales; Nelumbonaceae.
UGUUCACUGUUCAGUCUUCAGUCUUCACUUUAUUAAAGUGUGACUUGCCCAAUUAUUUCCCACUCUCAGAUCUCGUCGUAGUAGAAGCAGAUAAGAAAAAAAUAGAAGGCAAUGGCCAUCGGAGGCGACGCUCAUCGUCCGUUAUUCCUCUUCUCUCUUCUUUUCCUCUCCUUCGUCAUUAUCGCCCAAUCGUCUGAUGACUGUGUGUAUACGGUGUACGUCAGAACGGGAUCGAUCAUCAAGGGAGGUACGGACUCGAUCAUCAGUCUGGAGCUUUACGAUGCCAACGGGUGGUCGGUACAGAUCUCGAAUCUGGAGGCGUGGGGAGGUCUGAUGGAGUCGGGCCAUAAUUACUUCGAGAGGGGGAACCUCGAUGUCUUCAGCGGCAGAGGCAGGUGCUUGAACACGCCGGUGUGCGCAAUGAACCUCACCUCAGACGGAUCCGGCCCACACCACGGUUGGUACUGCAACUAUGUGGAGGUGACCUCCACCGGUGCGCACAUGGGCUGCGCUCAGCAGCUCUUCACUGUGGAGCAGUGGCUCGCAACCGACACCAAUCCCUACGAGCUUACCGCCAUCCGGAAUUACUGCCCCGACGUCGUCGGUAAGCCCAAGGGAGGUCUCAGUUCCACUGAUCAAUAAAAAGGGAGAUGUGAGGUAUCAAUGAUGUGUUGGUCCAGUCGAUGACUUCCAUUCCAUAUUAUUACUCGCGAAAAAUCUCAUCUCUUCUCAGUUAUGUAAUCGAUAUUUAGGUCUUUCUUUUUGGGUUAACCAGUGGAUCUAAAGUCUUUUCAGUUUUGAAUAAUUUUAGUGUUUGUGUUUGUACUGUAUGUAGUUACUUCAUUUUAUU